AUGGCUACAAGACGGUGUCCAGAUUGGGAGACGUUUGUUUUAGUCUCACCAAAUCGCAAUCAGCUCGUGACGACCUAUCCACCAGCAAUCGAGCGCAUCUACAAGGACACGAAGACAUUCAUUCGACCCGACCCGUUCACCCAGAUAUUCGCCUUCUACGGCCAAAAUCUGACAAGCCAAAAUGGUCAAGGUUGGCAGCGCCAUCGUAAAAUCACGGCGCCGGCGUUCAACGAGCAGAACAUGCGUUAUGUUUGGGACGAAUCUACACAACGAGCACGUGAGAUGUUCAACCUGGGGACGGAAGACGCGCGAUCCAUUGCACAGCUUCGUUCUGACUUCGAACUCCUUGCCAUGCAUGUGCUCACUGCGGUCGGGUUUGGACAAGACAGCGCCUCCCUUACAUCGACACCUCCUGGACACCGCCUAACCCUGAUGCAGGCACUUAGCUUCAUUCUCAGGCACAUCUUCACUACUAUCAUCUUUGGAAACAUCAAGAUCCCGGAUGCACUCCUCCCUUCUGUCCUACGACAGCUUAAAGUCGCCGUUGCUGAAUUCAGAUUGUACAUGCAGGAAGCUGUGCUUCAGCAGAUGAAUCAGAAGGGUUCCAAGGAUAGGACCAGUCUCCUCGGAGCCAUGGUGAGUGCAAACGAAGCCGAGAAGCAAGUGCAGUCCGAGGUGUCCUCCUCACGAGCAUCGUAUUUGACCGACGACGAAUUGUAUGGCAACAUCUUCCUGUUCAAACUUGCUGGCUUCGAAACCACUGCGGGUAGCAUGACUUUCGUGCCAUACCUCGCAGCGUACCCCGAAAUACAGGACUGGGUUAGAGAAGAAGUGGACGCAGUCUUACCCGCAAAGGGCACCGUCGACUAUGCCCAAACAUAUCCCAAGCUUGUGCGAUGUCUAGCAGUACUGUACGAGACAUUGCGGACAGCUGGCCCCGUUGCUCAGCUGGUCAGGGCACCCAGCACGACGACAAUGCUGCCAGUGCCCUCAGACCAACCAGGCGGCCACGCCAAGACCAUCGCGAUCGAGCCAAACUUGCUGGUGUCCGCCCAUUUCCAUGCGUUGCACCUUUCACCCCGUUGGGGCCCGGACAGUCUGGAGUUCAAGCCUCAACGCUUCGUCGCAGUGGCAGAAGAUGGUUCCGAAACCCUGACUGUUCCGCAAGGUGAUAGCGCGAUGUAUGCGGCAUGGUCAUUUAGUCCGAUCAUCUGUCCAGGAAAGAAGUUCAGUCAGGUCGAGUUCGUCGCUGUGGUUGCAUAUAUCCUGUCGAGAUACCGGAUCGAGCCGCACCAGGAGGCCGGAGAGACUACUGAAGGCGCAAGAGCAAGACUCAUGGGCGUGCUGGAUGACAAGUAUUUCAAUAUUAGCACGCACCUGAAAAGACCGGAAGCCGCCAAAGUCAGGUUCGUCAAGCGAUGA
Messenger RNA from Exophiala viscosa, 1422 nucleotides. RefSeq names its product putative cytochrome P450. Bases 1 to 1422 code for a protein of 473 amino acids. Gene Ontology annotation, molecular function: heme binding; iron ion binding; monooxygenase activity. NCBI's taxonomy places the organism in Eukaryota, Fungi, Ascomycota, Eurotiomycetes, Chaetothyriales, Herpotrichiellaceae. The transcript is spliced from 3 exons. The record is from RefSeq and is a predicted model, not a curated record.